Amphibalanus amphitrite is the source of this 876-nucleotide messenger RNA. Its product is annotated as carbonic anhydrase 2-like. The record is from RefSeq and is a predicted model, not a curated record. The transcript has a single exon. NCBI's taxonomy places the organism in Eukaryota, Metazoa, Arthropoda, Thecostraca, Balanomorpha, Balanidae. Gene Ontology annotation, molecular function: carbonate dehydratase activity; zinc ion binding. The coding region runs from base 1 to 876 and encodes 291 amino acids.
AUGCUGCCGUGGUGGUACGUCAUCAUAGUGCUGCAGUUCUGGCCGAUGGACGCGCCGUCCUAUCUGUGGAACUACGACGAGCCGGAGCUGUGGCAGGAGACGUUCCCGCUGUGCGACUCGCCGCUGCAGUCGCCGAUCGCGCUGACUCGAGACCGGAUCGCCUACUCGCGGCCGCCCAAGCUGGUGCCCGGAGACGGUCUGGCCGAGGGUGAGGUCACGGCCAUCAACACGGGCCGGCGCAUCGAGCUGCGACUGGCGCCGGGCAACGCCAGCCAGCCGGCCAUCCAGCUGGUCUCCUACAAGAAGCCGCUGUUCGGCGUGUACACCCUAGAGACGAUCGAUCUGCACUGGGGCGACGCCGGCGGCACCCACGGCUCCGAGCACGCCAUCAACAAGGAGUUCUUCGACGGCGAGGCUCAGUUCGUCUUCUACAACAACUUCUACGAGAGCAUGGCCAAGGCGCGGCGGCAUCCGGGCGGCAUCGCCAUCGUCAGCGUGCUGCUGAGCGGGUCCUCCGCGGCAGCAGGAGAGGCCGCGUUCCCCUCUCUCGGUCUGGAGCAGCAGCUGGACGCGCUGGCGGCGCGCGGCAGCGAGGUCACCUUCGCCGCCGACCUGACGCCCGUGCACGGCCUGCUCAGCAAGGCGCUGACCCGCGUGCUGGCCUACUACGGCAGCCUGACCAGUCCGCCGUGCAACCCGGUGGCCACGUGGCUCGUGUCGGCCGAGCAGGUGGACGUCAGCGCCCACCUGCUCUACGACCUCGCCACCAAGGUGUACGAGGACAGGCAGAAGCAGAAGCGGCUGGUGAACAACUGGCGGCCUCUGCAGGACCGCAGCGGCCGACUCGUCACGCAGCUGGAGAACACCAAACCCUGA